UUUCUGUUCCAGGAAGGCGUCCCACAGUCAUGGCGGCUGUUCGGAAGCCCGUGCUCCUUGGGCUCCGAGACGCUGCAGUGCACGGCCACCCCAAGGGGCCGGGCGCCUGGACCGCCAGCAAGCUGGGCGGCUUCCCGGAUGCUUUGCCCGGCGUAUUAGUGCCGAGGCCGGUGUGUGGACGCUGUGGACAGGGGCUCGUCUUGGCCGUACAAGUUUACUGCCCUCUGGAAGGCUCCCCGUUUCAUCGGCUGCUGCACGUGUUCGCCUGCGCCAGCCCCAGGUGCGGCGGCGGCGGGGUGCGCAGCUGGAAGGUGUUCCGCUCCCAGUGCUUGCAAAUGCGAGAGGACGCGCAGGACUCCCAGAAACAGGAAAAUGGCCUUGCAGCAGAGGACUGGUGUGAAGGUGCAGACGACUGGGGAAGUGACAGUGAGGAGGCAUCUCCACCACAAGUUACCUCAGGUUUUGGAAAUUAUUCUAACAGUGCCAAAGAUGUAGACUGCACAGCCCAGCUCCAAGACCUCAGCCUGCAGGAUGCUGUCUUGGAUGCUGCUCAUCCCACACCUCCUGGGGAAGGGCUGGCCUUGCCCUCUGUGGGGCCACAGUUCCUGCCCUUCUACAUCGGUGUCGUGGAUGAGGAUGAUUAUGUAGACUUCAUCAACCUGGAUCAUGCCCACAGCCUUCUGAGGGAGUAUCAACAGAGAGAAGGAGUUGACAUGGAACAGUUACUUUCCCAAAGUCCUUCUAGUGAUGGUGAUGAAAAAUAUGAGAAGACCAUCAUUAAAAGUGGAGAUAAGUUGUUUUACAAAUUCAUGAAGAGAAUUGCAGCUUGUCAGGAGCAGAUUUUGAGGUAUUCCUGGAGCGGAGAGCCACUCUUUUUAACCUACCCUUCAUCAGAGGUCAGUGAGCUCCCAGUCUGCAGCCACUGUGGAAGCCAAAGGAUAUUUGAGUUUCAGCUUAUGCCAGCACUUGUCAGCAUGCUCAAAAGUAAUGAUUUAGAUCUUUCUGUGGAAUUUGGAACAAUUCUAAUUUACACAUGUGAGAAGAGUUGCUGGCCUCAAAAUCAUCAGGCUCCCAUGGAAGAAUUUUGUAUUAUACAAGAAGACCCAGAUGAAUUAUUAUUUAAGUAGAGCAUUUCACUUGUAUAUGCAUAAAGUAAAACAAAUUUUAAUGACCAAA
Molecule: messenger RNA, 1176 nt
Organism: Choloepus didactylus (southern two-toed sloth)
Lineage: Eukaryota; Metazoa; Chordata; Mammalia; Pilosa; Megalonychidae
Gene: PDCD2L
Product: programmed cell death 2 like
Exons: 7
Coding region: 30-1127 (365 amino acids)
Cellular component (GO): cytoplasm
Source: RefSeq, a predicted model, not a curated record